CUCCUCUCGCGAGGCCCAGCGGAACAGAGCCAGGAGGCCCUGCAUCCUGUGGAGGUCGUUGGAGUCACUUGCUCGCCGCCAGCUCUUUCGCUUGCUGGUCCGCACCCCGCCCGCCCCAGCCAUGCUCUCCGCCCUCGCUCGGCCUGCCGGCGCCGCUCUCCGCCGCAGCUUCAGCACCUCGGCCCAGAACAAUGCUAAAGUAGCUGUGCUCGGGGCUUCUGGAGGAAUUGGGCAGCCCCUUUCACUUCUCCUGAAGAAUAGCCCUUUGGUGAGCCGCCUGACCCUCUAUGAUAUUGCUCAUACACCUGGAGUGGCUGCAGAUUUGAGCCACAUUGAGACCAGAGCGACUGUGAAAGGCUACCUCGGACCUGAGCAACUGCCAGACUGCCUGAAAGGUUGUGAUUUGGUGGUUAUUCCAGCUGGAGUCCCGAGAAAACCAGGCAUGACUCGGGAUGACCUUUUCAACACCAAUGCCACAAUUGUGGCCACCCUGACUGCUGCCUGUGCCCAGAAUUGCCCUGAGGCCAUGAUCUGUGUCAUUGCAAAUCCGGUUAACUCCACCAUCCCAAUCACAUCUGAAGUUUUUAAGAAGCAUGGAGUAUACAACCCUAAUAAGAUAUUUGGGGUGACAACCCUGGACGUUGUCAGAGCCAAUGCUUUUGUUGCAGAACUGAAGGGUUUGGAUCCAGCUCGAGUCAAUGUUCCUGUCAUUGGCGGCCAUGCUGGGAAGACCAUCAUCCCCCUGAUCUCUCAGUGCACUCCCAAGGUGGACUUCCCCCAGGACCAGCUGACAACCCUCACUGGACGGAUCCAGGAGGCUGGCACGGAGGUGGUCAAGGCUAAAGCUGGAGCAGGCUCUGCCACCCUGUCCAUGGCAUAUGCUGGAGCCCGGUUCGUCUUUUCCCUUUUGGAUGCAAUCAACGGAAAGGAAGGAGUUGUCGAAUGUUCCUUUGUUAAGUCCCAAGAAACGGACUGUACCUAUUUCUCCACACCAUUGCUGCUGGGGAAAAAGGGUGUUGAGAAGAAUCUAGGCAUCGGCAAAAUCUCCUCUUUUGAAGAGAAGAUGAUAGCUGAGGCCAUUCCUGAGCUGAAAGCCUCAAUCAAGAAAGGAGAAGACUUUGUAAAGAACAUGAAAUGAGAAAGCAGUUAGUGAGCAAUCCAUUUCCUUAACUUAUUAAGGCAUCAUGUCACUGUAAAAGCCAUUUCAGAUAUCUUUCUGUUUCAGUUUUGAUGAUGGAUAUGUAUUAACAUUACCAUCCCUUCCAGAUCAUGGGUCAGUUGACUACUGGUGCAUCAAUAAAAGCAGGCUUUGAUAUUCUU
Molecule: messenger RNA, 1320 nt
Organism: Eptesicus fuscus (big brown bat)
Lineage: Eukaryota; Metazoa; Chordata; Mammalia; Chiroptera; Vespertilionidae
Gene: MDH2
Product: malate dehydrogenase 2
Exons: 9
Coding region: 122-1138 (338 amino acids)
Biological process (GO): malate metabolic process; tricarboxylic acid cycle
Cellular component (GO): cytoplasm; mitochondrion
Molecular function (GO): L-malate dehydrogenase (NAD+) activity
Source: RefSeq, a predicted model, not a curated record